UAAAAACGAAAAGUUCCUCCAAAACGCAAAAGAAAAUGUUCGCGGUAGUGCAAUUUAUUGAACAAAACAAAUUUCAAGUGCUCGCGGUACCAGUGUCGUGGAUAAAAGGUGGAGUUUUGUCGUGGCCAAAGUUAUCCAACGAGAAAAUCGAGGGUUUACGUGUAAGCGGAUCAGAGUAUCACGGUGCUGCCAAACGAAUUCCAGUAAUAAUCUGGAAAAAGUUUCGGAAGUUUGAUGCUGCAGAAAAAGCGGCGGACGAUCUGACUUUGAAAGAUGUUUCCGACGUUGAGGGGAAGAGGAAAAAAUUGAAGCCCCAAAAGAAACCAGCGCUGGAGAAGAGCAAAGAUUACAAUGCUAUGUUUGAAGGUAUUCUAGAAUAAAUGCAAAAAUAAUCAUAGGUUUCAAAAUAACAUUUAUUACAGCCCUCCCACAAUCAUCAAAUAAAGGUCCACUGCAGUCCAAGAAACCGCAAACAAACACCCUAUCGGCAUCAAACAAGCGCGUCCAGUUACCCGAAAAUCCAGAUGACGCUUCGAAGAAAGUGGCCGAGAGUUCGAUUGCAGUAUCAAAGGUGGUGUCGCCUCAGUCGGAAAUUACCUAUUCGCAGUCCAAUCUGGCACAAACGGAGCAGAUAGAAAUGCCUCCAGCGAUACCAUCGCGGGCGAUGCCUCCUCCUUCAGCUGUGCCCUGCAAGACCCAAUUAAAGCCCAUCAUCAACCAACCUCAACUGCCCCAGCCAACACCUGUUGUAACUAACCCAAGAACAAUCGUAGGAGCCCGGAUCAUUCAACAACAAAAACACGCGUACUGCGGCAGUAAUGUCAACGACUCCGUUCCGGUCAUAGGGGAGCACUGCUCCUUGAUGUCACUCCCGCAGCCUCACUUCAGUGGAGCAGAAGCAAAUGCUAUGGUUAUCGGAGAUGUACAUGAGCCGCAGCAGCCAGAGCCCAUUUACUGCACUAUGGAAGACAUCUGUUUCCUACCUGAGCCAGUCACAGUACCAGUUAAUUUGGACAACCAUCUGAUUACAGAUAAUACUGGAUCGAUUAAAUACGAGGAAUUGAAGAAUGACUUGAAGCAUUACAUCCGAACGACAAUGGAGGAAGUGGUUCAAAAAUGCUUCCAUGAGCAUUUUUCCCGACUAACGGCAUUGUCCCAGAUGAACACGAAGACUACCACUACGCCUGUUUCGAAUUCAGAAGACGAUCCGGUGGAAAACCAUAAUCGCAUUGAGAACGAGGUCCAACUUCAUGAUUGGAAUGUGAAGCUGGCGAAUGAAGAACUUUGCGCAAAAUAUCUUGUCUAUUUCACGCGAAUAAUCCCACCCAACUCCUACGCCACCAAUGGGGACAACGCAUGCUACACGAUUGUUGAUUGCCUGUUCACCAGAGACUUUUGGACUCGUUUUACCUGGACAGGAAUUAGUCGGGGACAGAAGUCGAAACGAGGAUUCAGGGAAUUUGGUAACGUUUUGAAGUUGCUGGAGGACCUGGUGCGUAUCGGUGAUCCUACAUAUAGCGCAAAGAAGUUAGAGGACUUCUGUAGGACGCGGCUGUUCCGGUACAGUAGGUCUCGGAGCUCAAACAAGCAACUGCGCAAAUCUGCAUGCCGCCCAGCACGAAAGCGUAAGGCAGAUAAGGUUGCCGAUGAUCAGAUGCUCUGCGAAGUUAAAAACGAAGAACCCAUCGAGCUAGUUGAUGAUGCUCAAAUCGACAGUGAUGAAGAAUUCGAACAAGACGAUCAGGACGAGCCAAUCGAUGAGGCAGAUGAGGCUGACGAAGAACCUGAUGAUGACGAUGAGAAUUCUGCGAGUGGUGAACUAUCUGAUUAACAAACGUUUAACAGCAUCUGUGUACUGGU
Messenger RNA from Aedes albopictus (Asian tiger mosquito), 1860 nucleotides. RefSeq lists its product as uncharacterized. The transcript is spliced from 4 exons. The coding region runs from base 638 to 1831 and encodes 397 amino acids. The record is from RefSeq and is a predicted model, not a curated record. NCBI's taxonomy places the organism in Eukaryota, Metazoa, Arthropoda, Insecta, Diptera, Culicidae.